AUGGCUAUGGACAUCAAAAUCAACGGGAGACUACUCCCACAAGAUAACCCUGGCGCCCUCUUUUUCAGAAAGGCAUUCUCAGAGUCCCUAUUAUGGCCGUCACUUAUGUUUUCGGUCGUAGACACUCGGAAACCCGACCUGGCCACCAUUGAGCUUGCAUUGAUGUGCAAGCUUGUCAAUGCACUUCUGCCCCAACUUUCUCACGUGCUGGUGGAGCACUUGGAGCGUCUAAACAUUAUAAUCGAGUACUGGACGCCCGCCGCCAAUUGCUACAUGGAUCGCAUGAACCGCCAUUUUCAGUAUUUAUUGGCGUCACUUGCGCUCCAUUUGGAGUACUCGUAUCCCUUUGUGUUUUCCUUUUAUGGCAAGCACUUGGUGCGCUUAAACAUUGAGAACUUGCUUCGCGUGCACUCGUAUCUCAGCGCGCUGGAUUGCGCAGAAGAAAAGGGCCCGCCCUUAGCUGAGAUGGUUCUUCUUCGACUCCAGCGGUCCAUUUUGGACGAGUUCAACUCGUUGAAUAUCAUGAAAGAAUGCGAUUUUAGCAGCCACCGCUUACGGCAGUGCAAGGAUUCUUGGCUGAAACAUGAUUUCACCUAUCGCUCCAUCAAAUGCAUGGUGUUUUCGCCCAGUAUGCUUAGUGACUUGCACAAUGGGUUAAGUCCCGCGCCCGAAGCACCCAUUUAG
This is a messenger RNA of Clavispora lusitaniae ATCC 42720, 684 nucleotides long. RefSeq lists its product as uncharacterized. The record is from RefSeq and is a predicted model, not a curated record. Lineage: Eukaryota; Fungi; Ascomycota; Pichiomycetes; Serinales; Metschnikowiaceae.